This is a messenger RNA of Priapulus caudatus, 5175 nucleotides long. RefSeq lists its product as uncharacterized. Gene Ontology annotation, molecular function: protein binding. The record is from RefSeq and is a predicted model, not a curated record. NCBI's taxonomy places the organism in Eukaryota, Metazoa, Priapulida, Priapulimorpha, Priapulimorphida, Priapulidae.
ACAGAAGCAACAACAGAAGCAGCAGAAGCCACAACAGAAGCAGCAGGCGAAGGAAGACGAGGAGGAGGAGGUUCCUACUGCUGCCGGGGAGGAGUACAUGGCCAAGCUUAUGUUGAAGGCCGCCCAGGUGGCCGGACAGACCUACGAUGACCCCUCGGACGGACCUUCUCUAUCCAAGACAAACUUCAUUCCUGGCCUGACCCCGAACGCACGGCCUAAGCUGAUGCUCAACCCGUCCCUCGCCGUUCGUCCGAAACCCAAGCUGCGGUUAAAACCAGACCCCAUGCCAACAUCUGACCCGGCUCCUCCUCCUCCUCCUCCUCGUUCUCCUCCUGUGACGGUUCCUACAGCAAAGUCGUACCUUCCUCCGGCAAAGCUUCUCCAGGUGAAGUGGAAAAAGCCCAUCAAGCGAGGAGGAGGCGGCGGUGGCGGAGCGUUCGCUCAGCAGGUGCUGAACAAGAAACGCGCGAUCAUCGCCUCCCCGAAGAAGGCAGACAUGCGGGGGAAGGUCGCGGAGAAGUUCGCAGAGAAGGUUCCUCGGACGCAGACUCUGGGGAGGCCGGUAAAGAACGGCGCUCUGGCGAAGAGUGGGACACUGCAGGAGAAGGGAAAGUCCGCGCUCCGGAAGAAGAUUUUAUCGGCACAGAAGAAAGGCGGCUCGGCAGCGAUGCAGAAGAAGAAGGGCAUUACAUUGUCCCACACGAAGUACAAAGGCAUGAACGAGGCAAUGAAGGUGAAAAGUCGGCCAGUAAAGGACUACGGGCGGAAGCGACUUCCGCUCAUCGCUCCCAACAUACUGGAGGCACACGCGCACAACCAGGGAUUCGGCGACGUCUACCGACCCCAAGGUGAUGUGCUGUGUUCCCUGAACUGUGUCGGGCAGGAAGGACUAGCACCGAGCCUACAGUGUGCGUCUUGCCUGUGUCUCUUCCAUCCGACCUGCUUGGGAAUGAUUGGACACCCUACCGGACCAUUCUUGUGCACGAAAUGUGCGUGCAUCAUUGCUGGCACGAAACCUCUAGGACUGGACAUCGGCCAGCACUCCGCUUACCCACCCGGCGCCGACACCCUCUCCUACUCAAACUCCGCCAUGCUAGACUACGCGACGUCCUGGAGCUACGGCCGCGCACCCUGGGAGUACGCGGUGCCCUCCUGGGGCCCAGACGCGUACCACUACGCCGCACCGCCGAACCGCCAGUUCCCGCCGCCUCCACCGUUAAAGAUGGCGCCACACGCCGUCCAGGCGUCGCGCGGAGCGAGAUCUCCGCCGGAGGAAUACAUGGCGGCGCAGCGAUUGUUCUACGCGCAAAGUCACGGCGACGCGUCGCCGCGGCAACCGGAGCGAGGCGUCGCCAUCGACAUCACGUUCACCGACGUCGCGAGGAAGCGCAGCCCCGUGAUCGCCGCGAUGCCCGUCGCCACGGGAACGACGUGGCAGGCGCCGCGGAAGCCGGGGAAGCGUGUGCUGCGUCGCGGGGCGGUCGACCCGGGAGCGUGCGUGAUCCAGCGGCUGCAUGCGGGGCUGGAGGUGCUGCCGCUCAUCUUCCGGCGGCUGUCGUUCAGCGAUCUGAUGAGCGCGAGUCGCGUGUGUCGCAUCUGGCGUGGCCUCAUCGACACGCCGACGAUGUGGAAGACUAUGGUCUUUCGUGGCUGUGAACGAUUCGAUUGGAAGGCUGUCACAGAAGUUGGUCGCAUAUACAACACGACACAUUUGGAUCUGAAAGGCUUGAAAAAUGUGCCAAAAAUUGGUUACGAAUCUCCCACCACUAGGUGGCAGCACGUGCUUGAUGCUGUUCAGUUGCUGCCUUCAUUGAAGAGGAUUACCUUUGGUCAGGUGCCAGCGUUCGUGUUGGAAAGAAUGGCAGACAUUACUGAGCUGGCUGAUAGAUUGGAGGUGGUAUCUGCUGAGUGGAUCAUAGACACUGUGCCAUCGCCAGAAAUGUGUCGAUGACGACGUUACAGGAAGUGCCUAAGGAGGAGUUCCAGUUUCUGGCUGGCAUGGACAGUCUAGUGACGCUGGAACUUGGUGAUUGUAAGACGUGGAACAAGGAGACGUACGCGCACCUCGGUCAGUUGUCAGGGCUGAGGCAUCUACGCCUGGAGCACGGGGGAACCGUUCCUGAUACAGGGCUGGCCGAUGCCAUCGCUAACAUGACUAGGUUGGAACAUCUGGAGCUCAUCAUGUUCACAGUGGCAGAUACGCUCGCUGGCUCGUUGCAUCAGCUCAGAUAUCUGCACACGCUCACAAUCUGGCCCGACGUCCAACAGCCCGCUCUCGUCAACACAAACGUCUUCAACAUCCUCUCCUGUCUGCCGAAGCUGGAGAUGCUAGACUGGGGCGUACUCUGCGAGACGAACAACAACAAAGACUGCGAACACGAUAAGAACUGUGAGACGAAGGAUCUUCCAAGCGGGAAGCCGACUGAAGCUCCGGAAGUCGGGACGAAGGUUUCCGAGCCCGCAGGGAGGGCGAGCCGGGCGCGGCGGAAACGAGACAGGGAUGCGAAGGAUGCGGGGGAAUCUGGCAUCCCGGUCGGAAGCGUGGAAGAGAAGAGCGAGGUGAAAGUAGGCGAAGGGAAUGCAGAUGAGGUGAGGAAGUCUGAGGAUGGAUAUGGAAGUCCGAUAGAUGAAACGGGGGCUGGUGAGUCUAGAAAGAGUGUCGUACGUACAGACGAGACUGGAAUCGUAGAAACUAUUGCAGACGAUCUCGGCAAGGAUGAAAGAAACGUGGAUGACUCCAGUAACGAUGACAAUGAUCCCGAGGAGAGCAGAAACAGUGAAGCUAAGGCUAUUGAGGGUGAAAAGGAUUGUGCUGAGGAUGUAAAAGAGGAUGAUGGAAGUGCAAGUGAAGUCAGCAAAAGCGAAGAGAAUGUGAUUGAUGCCAUUAGUAAGGAUGAAAGAAAUGUAGAGAACUUCAGAGAUAGUGGCGAUAUCGUUGAUGCAACCAGAAAUGUUGUGGUUAACAUUGACACGACUAUAAAAUCGGGUGAAGCCAAUGCAGGUGAUGCUACACUCGGCGAUUUGAAUGAGAAUGAAUCUGUAAAAGAUGUGGCUAAUACCGACGAGAAGGAAACCGACAAAACAAGCUUGGAGCAAGAUGGGAAAGUGAACGCUUCCAAUAGCAACGCAUCGUGUGUGAAUAACACCGGUGACAUAGAAGCAGACAACGCCAAUAAGGACGACUCGAACGCAGCAGAAACAAAAAUCGACACCGACACAGAUGAAGCCAGAAAAGACAAAUCGGUAUGUGCGACCAAACCACACGGCGAAGAUUCCUCAAUCGACGGUAAGGACACGGGCGAGAAGCGAGAAACUCGAAGCACCGGUAAGGACAGUCCCGGCGAAAACCAACAAACUAUUCACUCGCCAGGGGGCACUGCGUUGGAGAAACCGCCGGCGACGGGCGAACUGAAGUCGGUUAAGCAGAGCGCGUCGACGAUCCCGUUCCUGCCCGGCGCGAUGUACAGAGAGGGCGCCCACGAACAAGUGCAGAACAGCCAGACGACGGAGUACCUGUCCGUAGCCCAGCUCAUGGACAGUCUGUGCACGAUCCUGCCGGAAACGAAGAUACGUAUCCUGCAGAUCCCCAUGCUCGACUCCGCCGGGGCGCCCUCUGCUGAGAGACUGGACUAGAUCGGCACUGGUGGUGCCACCUGGAGAAAAACAGCCGGGGAUUGUUUCUGCUGUUGUGACUUUGUGCUAGAGCAAGGAUUGGGGAGCUUUUGAACUGAGGGAUUGCGUCGGGCUUGCCGUAGCGCCAUCUGUUGAGAGGCCUGCUGAAGAGAUGAUGAACUACGCGGCUUUGCUCUGUAUAAUAAUAUAUAUAAGGUCUGGAGAAUGCUUCUUCAGAGCAGUAUUGCAAGAUGAUUUUCCUGUUUUGUGACGUAGUGUGUUCAUGUAAGGAAGGUCGAUUGACUUAAAAUAACUCUAUGCGAUAUUAUUAUGUACAGAUGUUUGUGAAUAGACAGAUGGGAGUAAAAGCGGUUUUAUUAAAUUAAUUGCAUUACAAGGUAUAUGCUUUAAUGAUGUUAAUAUCCCUUCACAGUUAGCACUGCAAGUUUGGUGUUAUGGGAUAGCGUAUUCUGGAAUUAGUUUUAAUGCUUAUGGUGGCAAAGUUUUCAUAAUAAUCUUGCAUUUGAGAGCUAUUGCUAAUAACUGCAUAUUUACUGUACCUGUUAAAUAGGGGAAACACUUAGAGUGCACUCUUACAUAUCCGUUGCUGAACAUGGCUAUUCUUUGGCAUCCAAUGAAACCGUAGUCAUCAUUUCAAUUUAAAUAUGGCAACGGGAUAAAGGAAUCAUGUGCAUGACAUAUUUAGAAUUGGGAGGCUGAUGAUCGCGAGCAAAAUCAGGCCAGACAUGUUUUUAUUGGCGGCUGCAGUGAACAGGGAAGACAAAACUGCGUUUCAUGUGCCGAUCUUUACCCUAAUAAUAGUCGACUAUAGUUGUGAGCCUCUUUUUCAAAACUUGAGCAGAACCUAGCAGGCUAACAUGCAUAUGGCAUGCAUUUGUUAUACUGCAUUCCUCUGGAUCAUAAACAGAUGGGGGUGAUACGCACUCCGAUUGCGAUUCGCGGAGAACCAAAUGAGGUGAAAUAUAUUAGGUAUUUAGCGAAUAUAUGUCUAACUAAAUUUCUCUCCUUAUGUACAAUGAAAUGCUCUCAGAAAAGUGCAUUAUGCAUAGCUGUUUACUGAUUUGGACGUAGGAAACUGGAGUAACUUGGCAGUAAAUUGUUCCUGUGACACAGUAAUCAUUCAUGAAAUACAUUUUAUCAGGAGUGAAUAAUAGAUGAUUAAUCUAUGGAAUAUAAUCUAUUAUUAUUCACUCCUGAUUUUAUUGAUUAGCUAUGAGUGGUAUUUUGAAGGUACUGCUUAUAUACAGUUUAAAUCACAGUAAAACAUGUCAGAACAGCUGUUACAAGUGUAGCAAGCAGUGGGUGGUUUGCCUAUAAUCGAGUCAUAAGUUGGCCACCGGGAGUUAAAAUAGGGCUCACACAUCUAAAAUAUCAUCCAAGUAUUAAUGUGGCACCUGAGUAAAAUACUUGGAUAAUACAAACUACUACAUGUACAGACUAUUAUAGAUUAAUUGAUUAUUUAAAGUAAUCAUGGAUGUUAAUUGUUUUUUAGGAAAAAGGCCUGUGCUUUGCCAAAGGUUAAAAAAUAAAAUAUUAAAUGAA